Salvia splendens (bonfire salvia) is the source of this 4902-nucleotide messenger RNA. RefSeq names its product putative ABC transporter C family member 15. Gene Ontology annotation, molecular function: ATP binding; ATP hydrolysis activity; ABC-type transporter activity. The transcript has 11 exons. Bases 247 to 4590 code for a protein of 1447 amino acids. Gene Ontology annotation, cellular component: membrane. NCBI's taxonomy places the organism in Eukaryota, Viridiplantae, Streptophyta, Magnoliopsida, Lamiales, Lamiaceae. The record is from RefSeq and is a predicted model, not a curated record. Gene Ontology annotation, biological process: transmembrane transport.
AUGUGAUUGUAUAUGUUCAACAUUUCAAAUUUCACCAAUUUCAUUUCAUGUGAUAUAUAAUAAUCCUAUGUAAGAAUAGAGGCAGAAAGCAGCAGCCUAUUUGUCCCACCAUCUCUAAAAGCUUGGAUUCCAUACCACUGUUUCACCAACCUUGAACUUCCCACGUGCUUUCUUCACAUUUGCACCAGUUUUGGAUAUACAUUUCACCAUUAUAGUUUUUGAUUGUUGUGGUGGAGAAACUUGUUGAUGAAUUCCUUUUUGUUAAUGGAUGUUAAUCUGAAGUUGGUGGAUGUGGCAUUUUGCCUGCUGUUUUUGGUAUGGAUUUUGUGGGAUUCAUCCGGGAAAAGAAAAGAAGCUGGUGCUGAUGAACAUUUUGUGCGUAGAGAGAGGUCUUCACUCUCUGCCAAAGUUAAUGUUCUAUUGAGCUGUGUAGUAGGAGUUUCCUACAUCAUCUACUUGCUUCGUGAGUUUUGGGAGUCAGUGAAUUUCCCUAUUGAUGACAUCUUCUCUGCUAUAGCUUGGGGUUGUGCAUGCAUGUUGGCUGUUUAUUCUGUGAGCAUAGGAAAGAAGAGGUGGCCUUUACUUCUCAUUCUGUGGUGGGUCGUUUCGAGCAUUUGCUCUUCGGUUGCAGUCUCCUUUUGCUGUCUCCGUCAUUUUAGACACAUAAAUGAGCCUAAGUUUGUCCCAAAAGCCAACACGGUUGAUUUUGCUGCUAUGCCGUUGUCAUUGCUGAUGUGUUUGAAUGCUCUACUUAACAAUACUGUCAAGAAAAAGAGCGAUGCAACGAGACCUUUGCUUUCAGAGCUGGAGAGCGAGUCAGGAUGUGAGAGUGAUCCUUUUUCCAAUGCUGGGAUUUGGAGUCUCCUCACAUUCAGGUGGCUUAAUCCUCUCUUUCACAAGGGCCGUUGUGAGAAGCUCCAAACAGAAGAUGUACCACCAAUUCCUCAAUCAGAAACUGCAGAUGAGGCUUCUUGUUUGCUCGAGGAGUUUUCCAGGAAGCAGAAGACUAGCAUGCCCUCCCUGUCGAAUGCCAUACUCUACUCGAUCAAGACGCCCCUCGCCAUAAAUGCGGUUUUUGCAGGAGUCAAUACAAUUGCUUCUUAUAUCGGUCCACUCCUAAUUACAACAUUCGUAAACUUUAUGUCAUCAAACGAUGAAAAUUUGAAAUGGCAUCAUGGUUUGAUUCUUGCACUGAUCUUCUUCUUUGCGAAGAAUGUGGAGUCACUAUCUCAAAGGCAGUGGUACUUUGGUGCUCGUCGGCUUGGCAUCAGGGUCAGGGCAGGUCUGAUGGCAUUGAUAUAUAAGAAAACUCUGGCCUUGAAGUAUGGUGGUACGAGAAGUGGUAAGAUCAUUAAUUACGUCAACGUUGAUGUUGAGAGGAUUGCAGAGUUCUGUUGGCACUUCCAUGGCAUUUGGCUGCUCCCGUUUCAGGUCACCUUUGCCCUGGGCAUCUUGUACAAUAAUUUAGGGGCAGCUCCCGCUCUUGCUGCUUUUUUCACCACCAUAUUUGUGAUGAUAAGCAACACGCCGCUUGCCAAAGUGCAAGAGAAACUCCAUACAAAGAUAAUGGAAGCCAGGGAUUCGCGGAUAAAAGCUACUUCAGAGUCCCUGAAGAGCAUGAGAGUCCUGAAGCUGCAUUCAUGGGAACCGACUUUUCUGAAAAAGCUAUUCCAUCUCAGGGAAACAGAAAGAGGUUUCUUGAAAAGGUACCUCUACACAAGCUCAGCUGUGACUUUUCUUUUCUGGGCUUCGCCAACAUUGGUUUCAGUUGUCACCUUUGGGGUGUGUGUCUUGUUGGGGACGCCAUUAACAUCAGCCACAGUUCUCUCAGCUUUAGCCACUUUCCGAAUUCUUCAAGAACCUAUCUACAAUCUGCCAGAGCUUAUUUCGAUGGUGGCUCAGACUAAAGUCUCAAUUGAUCGGGUGCAAAGUUUCAUAAGGGAGGAAGAUUCGAAGAGAUUGAUGCAUAGUCAUACUUCAGGUGCACCAGGUGUUGCCAUCGAGAUUGAAGCUGCCGAAUUUGCAUGGCAGGAUAGAGAUGCAAAAAAACCAACCAUCAAGAUAACAAAGAAGCUUAGAAUCAUGAAGGGGAGCAAGGUGGCUGUUUGCGGUUCAGUGGGCUCUGGUAAGACGAGUUUUCUCUGUAGUAUACUCGGUGAAAUACCUAGAGUAUCUGGGCCAAGUAUCGAAACUUAUGGCUCAAAGGCUUUCGUGCUUCAAAGUGCUUGGAUACAAACCGGUACUGUUAGAGACAACGUACUGUUUGGUAAGGAUAUGGAUAGAUCUUUCUAUGAAAAUGUGGUGGAAGCAUGUGCGUUGAACCAUGAUAUUGAGAUGUGGGCUGAUGGAGAUUUAUGUGUCGUGGGUGAGAGGGGGUUGAACUUGAGCGGAGGUCAGAAACAAAGAAUUCAAAUGGCAAGGGCGUUGUAUAGCAACUCGGAUAUAUAUCUGCUCGAUGAUCCUUUUAGCGCUGUCGAUGCACAUACUGGGGCUCAUAUGUUCAAGAAAUGUCUAAUGCAACUCUUGCACGACAAGACCGUAGUCUAUGUUACUCAUCAGUUGGAGUUUUUAGAUUCCUCUGACCUAGUAUUGGUCAUGAAAGAUGGAAGAAUUGUGGAAUCAGGAAAGUACCAUGAUUUAGUUUUGAAUCCUGAUGGGGAACUGAUGAAACAAAUGGCAGCCCACCACAAAUCUUUAGAUCAAGUGAACCCUUCCAAGUCGAACCCCCCAAUGAAGCACCGCCAGUCUAACAGCAUAGAAGCUUGUGAAGUAAAAUUUAUCGACCUUAGUAGAAGCAACCCGGUUUCAAAGAUGUGUCUGUACGAAGAAGCAGAGAGUGGGAGAGUAAAAUGGCACGCAUAUGCAGCCUUUGUGACAGCUGCAUAUAAAGGAGCUCUUGUUCCAAUCACCCUGUUAUGUCAUGUGCUUUUCCAGUUGUUGCAAAUGGCUAGCAACUACUGGAUUGCGUGGGCGUCAGAUAGAGAAGAAAUCGUUACAAAACAACAGUUGAUUAAUAUGUUUGCUUUGCUCUCUGGUGCAAGCUCCUUGUUUGUUUUGGGAAGAGCAUUUCUCUUGUCAACUAUUGCCAUAGAGACCUCUCAGUGUCUUUUCGUUCGAAUGAUGAAAUCGGUGUUUCGUGCACCGUUGUCGUUCUUCGACUCCACCCCUUCAAGCCGAAUCCUGAAUCGAUCUUCAACAGAUCAAAGCAUAGUGGACACGGAUAUUCCAUACCGGUUAGCUGGACUGGCCUUUGCGAUUAUCCAGCUAUUAGGCAUCGUUGCGCUCAUGUGCCAAGUUGCCUGGCAGAUCUUCUUCCUCUUCCUCGUGGUUUUUGUUGUCUCCAUAUGGUAUCAGGCAUACUAUAUCAGCACAGCGAGAGAGCUAGCCAGAAUGGUUCCUAUUCAGCAAGCUCCGAUUCUUCAUCACUUUUCUGAAUCAAUAGCUGGAGCAACAGUAAUUCGGAGCUUUAACCAGGAGAGCCGAUUUUGGAAGACAAAUGUAGAUCUUAUUGACAACUACUCUCACGUUGCAUUUUACAACGCUGGUACAAUGGAAUGGCUCUGCGUCCGGAUCAACUUUCUCUUCAACCUCGUCUUUUUUCUCCUCCUCGUUAUUUUAGUCAGCCUUCCACGAUCAGCCAUUGACCCAAGCUUGGCUGGACUAGCAGCUACAUAUGGUUUGAAUUUAAACGUGCUACAAGCAUGGGUGAUAUGGAACCUCUGUAAUGUAGAAAACAAAAUGAUAUCCGUAGAGAGGAUCCUUCAGUUCACUGGCAUACAAAGUGAAGCUCCUCUGGUCAUUGAAGAUCACAGACCAGAGAUGGAUUGGCCUCGUGAUGGAGAGAUCAACGUUGAGAAUCUCCAUGUGCAGUACCACCCCGAUCUUCCUAAAGUUCUCAAGGGAGUCAGCUGCACCUUCCCAGGUAAAAAGAAAAUUGGUGUUGUGGGAAGAACCGGAAGUGGCAAGUCGACUCUGAUCCAAGCACUCUUCAGAGUGGUCGAACCUUCACAGGGACGUAUUCUGAUAGAUGGAGUCGACAUUUCAAAGUUAGGACUACAAGAUCUGAGAUCGAGAUUGAGUAUAAUUCCACAAGACCCGACUUUGUUUCAAGGAACGUUGAGGAUGAAUCUUGAUCCUCUGGAAGAGCACACGGACCACGAGAUAUGGGAGGUUAUACACAAAUGUCACCUUGCUAAAAAUGUCAAGCAAGACGAAAGGCUUCUAGAAGCACCAGUUGCUGAAGAUGGAGAAAACUGGAGUGUGGGACAAAGGCAGCUUGUAUGCUUAGCUAGAGUGUUGCUGCAGAGGAGAAGAAUACUAGUCCUGGAUGAGGCCACAGCAUCGGUAGAUACAGCAACGGAUAAUUUAAUGCAGAAGACAAUAAGAGAAGAGACAAAUGGAUGCACCGUUAUAACUGUGGCCCACCGGAUUCCCACGGUAGUGGACAACGACCUCGUUUUGGUUCUUGGUGAAGGUAAGGUAGUGGAGUACAACUCUCCUUCGGAGUUAUUAGGCGAUAGCAGCUCGGCCUUCUCGAGUUUGGUGAUGGAGUUUCUACGAAGAUCAUCUAUAACGGACAACUACCAAUGAGACAAGUUCAGAGGUUCAAUCGUUGAAUAUAGGUGGCUCUUUUCACACUUGUAUAACUAGCAAAAGGAAAUCAUAACCUAGCAGUAGCAGUGACUUUAUAACUCAGGAAGAAAUAAGAAUAGGUAGUUAGUUCCAUUCACGGCUUCGAGAAUCUGCAUUUGGAGAGCGAUCAGUGAUGUAAAUAUAGGCUAGAAAAUAUCUCAUGCUAGUUUUAUUUUCUACUCCAUCUGUACACAAUUACUAGAAGUCAACUAGUCAUCCUGUUUCCAUUUUGAGUUAUCCAAAAAAAAUAGAACCUUAAAUUUUUGUUAA